AUGAGCACAAUCAAUUGGCAGGAACGCCUCACCAGUGGCAUCCUUCCACAUGGCUUCACCAAAGCCACAGCCUACACUCUCGAACCACCACACCAACUCUUAGGCUCCACUUCUGACGACUUCACCCUCUCGGAACAGGACCUGGCAACACUCCACAAACUUCUCGUCGAGCAGGAUUGCAACCAACGCGACAACGCUCUUACUUUUGAGAAUGGCAGCUAUGAGGUGGUGCAUCCUGGCCAGAUGUUUGCAUUGAAUGAUAAGAGUGUGUAUGCAGUUAAUGGGAGGACGGCGGAGAGUCAUGGUGUUGUUGCGUCGAAAACUUGGACGUCCUUGAUUGUGGCUUGGCAUGGGAAUACGGGGAAGAGUGCGAAUGAGUUGAUUCGAGGGUAUGAGGAGUUUGUGAGGAGUUUGAGGGGGACGGGGUCGUAG
This is a messenger RNA of Fulvia fulva, 432 nucleotides long. RefSeq lists its product as uncharacterized. Bases 1 to 432 code for a protein of 143 amino acids. NCBI's taxonomy places the organism in Eukaryota, Fungi, Ascomycota, Dothideomycetes, Mycosphaerellales, Mycosphaerellaceae. The transcript is spliced from 2 exons. Gene Ontology annotation, molecular function: actin binding. The record is from RefSeq and is a predicted model, not a curated record.